Candida albicans SC5314 is the source of this 474-nucleotide messenger RNA. RefSeq lists its product as uncharacterized. NCBI's taxonomy places the organism in Eukaryota, Fungi, Ascomycota, Pichiomycetes, Serinales, Debaryomycetaceae. The coding region runs from base 1 to 474 and encodes 157 amino acids. Gene Ontology annotation, cellular component: membrane. The record is from RefSeq and is a predicted model, not a curated record. The transcript has a single exon.
AUGCCUGUUCAACAGUCUCCUUCGAAUACCACGCCCUCACAGCAAGAGCAAUUUAUAUUAAUUGUUGCAGCAAUAAUAUUACCUCCAUUGGCUAUAUUUUUGAGCAAAAAGUAUUCUAUUUGGAAUAAGGAAUUUUGGAUUUCUGUCGUUUUGACCUUGAUUGGACAUAUUCCUGGUGCUAUAUUUGCUGUAUACUAUUUGUUGUAUGUUCAAUAUCCACAACAAGGUGUUGAAGGUUACACUCAAUUACCUGAUGAUGUGGAGCAACAAUUACAUGCUGAGCAUCAACAAGAGCUGAACCAAGAGCAACAACAAGGUAUUCGUAUUUAUCAUGAUGAAGAACAUGUUCAACCCAAGGAGAAUCAAAUCUUGACUGCAAACGAUUUGCCUAGUUAUGACGACAUUGUUGGUUCAUCUGAGGGUACUACGGAACACCGCGAUGUCAAGGGUGGAGACAAUAAGAUUCAACACUGA